Molecule: messenger RNA, 3986 nt
Organism: Pecten maximus
Lineage: Eukaryota; Metazoa; Mollusca; Bivalvia; Pectinida; Pectinidae
Exons: 17
Coding region: 400-3033 (877 amino acids)
Source: RefSeq, a predicted model, not a curated record
UAUAGUAUAGCACGCAGUGAAGAUACAACAAUACCAGUUGUUUUUCUCCCUAAUCAGAUUAAGUUUUCUGAUACCACACACCUAAAGCGAAGGUAUUGCAGUACUGCCAAUGACUAAUCUCCGCACAUAGGUAAUUUGUACUUGGCAAGGUUAAGGUCGGAUUCAUUUAAAUGUAACAGUACUGUACCGAUAGAAUCACAGUAAAAUGGUGACAUGAUAUCUGGAAAUUCCUUGGAAUGCCAUCUCGGACUGCUUUGUCGUUCCGGAAAGUUAUUCCGUAUUUCAUUUGUGGUGUGAAUGUUUAGAUACAAACACAAAUGAGUAUCUUUAUCAUUAGUUUGUGUAAUUGGGCAUUGGAGUAAUAAGUCAUACAACGUUUAGCAAUGGUGAAAAAGGAAGAUGGAGUCCGAAUACAAUUACGCAGUAUUCCAAGUGGAUAAUAGAAAUACUCCGAGUUGUGACGAGUCAUUACGACCGACGAGCUGUUCUAGUAGGGGCAGCAAAAGUACCAUAUUUGGGGUGACAAAACGGGAUUUAAAUCGGGUUAAGGUUGACAUCGACCGCCUGUGGAAAGAAAGGUGCUCUCUUGUGAAAAAGGAAAAUCCAGAUUUUGAAGAUGUAACGAGGCUGAAAAAGAUUCUCACUGAUGCCAUCGACGUGACUGGACGAACUCGUAUAAACGUCAGAGACAAAGAAAACUAUGACGACAACGAUGUGGAAUCAUUUUCAAAAGACAUCAAUGGGUUACAGAUGUUGUUUCACGGAUGUUUGGAAAUCUGGAAUAACGUGAAAGAACCUACCAGGAAAGAACGAAGACAAGAGAUCCUUUCAGAACUAAUGGAGCUAGCAACAGACCUUGCCUCUUUGUUCGGGGAAGUCAUGUCACUUUUCCUACAGAGGUUUCAGUUGAACAUCCUCCCAAUGUUGAGACCGGUACAUGGACUGUUCUACGCUAUGAGCAUGCACUGCAGAUAUAAUUGUCUGGACAGAGAGAUCGACUUUCUGCCUGGCGCAAGAAAUGUAUACUCCAGCUUCUUGUCUGGAGUUCUUGGAUUGAUGAGGAGCGCAAAAGUCCUUUUAAAGAGGCUUAAAUAUGAAAAUGACCAGGCUGGUCAAAGAAGAAGCAUGAUACAAAACAGCAUAUCCGGAUUUUUGACAGAAAUAUCAAUCAUCAUCACACAAGGAACAAAUCACGUUUCAUUAGAAGAGUAUAGACAGCUGAUGUUUAAAGUUGGAAGUCUUUGUACAGAUACUUUCUUUGGAAUAGGGAAAACGAAAGGAAUCGCAGAUACAUUGGAAAUGGGAGAGGGUGUGGUGGCCUUGGAACCAUGUAAGCACUUAGGUAAUGUAUCCUACUGUGACGUCAUCAGAUGUCCUGUGGAAAACCGUCAAGAUAUUCUAGACUCUCUGAAGUUACAAGAUGGGCAACAUAUGAUAUCGGACAUAUUUCAAAUAACCGGAAGUACGUUUCAGAGUUCAGAAAGGAUUACUCUGCGAUUUCCAAUCUCAAAGGCAGCGCUUCCACCUACAGUUGCGAUUAAGGUCAAAAUUAAAUGUGGACCGAAAUGGAUGGACGUCGGAGGAGAACUUAAUGAUGGCCAGGUGGAGUUCGAAGCCAAGUUUCUUCAGGCGUUCGUGGCCGUGGCGGGAUAUCGUGCUUACCAUAGGGAAAUCCCAUUGACGGGAUACACGUAUAUCUCUGAGGAUGACAACAGAGUUCGAAUAAACUUCCCCAAAGAUUGCUUCAACAAACCAGUCAUUGUCCAAUUCAGGCUUGUGAUGGUGAACAGAGCCCGGAUGUUUGGGUAUAAGGAUUGCUGUACCGACCAAUGCCAAGCCAUCAUAGCCAUCUCCGACUUCCUGUUUAUCAAGUUUGACAAAGAUGUCGACAUAAAAGAGCCAGCCCUAAUGCACUUACCUAUUAUAAAUGAUAUAGACGAUCCUGACUCCGAGAUCGUCAUGUUCCGUAUCGGUAGUAACGAGGACACGGAAAUCAUCCAGAAAAGAUCCGCCAUGAGAUGCGAGUCCACAACCAAUUGUUACACAUUCCAAGUCGACAGAUUUAACGGAAUCGCUCUUGGAAAAGUGAAGAAGAAGUUCAUGAAGAAGUCUAAGUCGAUGGUUGAGGAUGAGCUGAGGCUAUACCUUGGAAAUGAACACAUGUGUUCUAUCCUCACUUUCCUAGACAAAAGCCUAUUGCACGUCGGUGUUGUCAAGAUUUGGAUAGAGAUCGUGGAUAAGAGGUUCGUCAAGAGGGCAUUGAGGCGCCGGGCAAAAGAAGGACUAUUCGAAAUCCCAGGAAAUCGCUCCACUGAUAUCAGACUGAAGGAAAAUGAGACAGUCACAUUCGAUACUGAUGGGAAUAUACAGAAAAUCAGGGAGAUUCCUAAUGACUAUUUCUCGAUAAUUUACACUAGUAGUUGUCGGGACAAUUAUCGCUCUUUCCCACUUGAGCCUCGAAAGGAUCCACGUGGCCGCCAUGUCGGAAUUGUAAAUUUCUUCAAAAAGGUUGAUGGAGUUGAUACGUUUCUACACACUGUCACCAUUGACACGAACCGAUUCCUGGUCAGCAUGUCAAGACUGAAAACAUCCUACUCUGAGAGCAGACCAGGAAUGAUGAAUGUAUUUGCCACGAUUGGACGUACCAACCAAUGGUCAAGGGGCUCCACGCGAUCCUCUACAAAGUCUGUCCGAUCGUCAAUCCAGUACCGAUCAAUCUUUGAUGACGUUCCAAUACUAAGUCACCAGAGCUUACUUGCUCUUUCGAGCGCAAUCAACAUCCAAGUUGCCCAAGUGCUGGGCUCCCAGCUCGGGUUGCCGUACGAGGACAUCAUGGAUAUCAAGAGCAUCAACCAGCCCCCUGUUGUCACUAUCUUCGAGAUUCUGUGGGAAUGGAGAGGAAAGGUCGCUACGCCGGACCAAGUGGAACAGCUUGUUCAAUCAUUCAAUCAAAUAAACCAAAAGUACUUUGCUGAUGUCAUUCUGAAGGCCAAUAGAGAAAAACGAGGAUUAACGCGGAAGGAUUUCCAGUGAAGUAGUAAAUCCUUGUUGUAAAGGAGGGACUAUUUAACGAGUUAUAAGCAUUUUCAUUGGAAUUUAAUUGUUUUUGGUUACUUUAUUCAUAAUGACUGAAGUUUGAUGAAUCCCUUUCUUAUCUAUAACAAAAGCCGCAUUGACAAUAAUAUCUUAAUAAGAUUGAUGUUGGCUGAAUUGUGAAUUUGUUACCAAUACUAUAAUUCAAUUUCACUUAGCAUCAGUAUUUUCAAAAUGUAUUGUGAAUAAUUGAUAGAUAUAGUCAGUGCUACAUAAACCAUAUAUAUAUAUUCUAUGGGAUAUAACCUAAGAUUAAAAUUCUAAAUGUUUAGUACAAACUUCGGACUUUAGUUGACCAUGUUUACAAAGUGUGUACUAGCAAUAUAAAAAUACAAAUCCCGAAAUGUUUAUUUUAUCUGGCAUAUAUUUUCUUUUUUAGAACUGCAUUUAAUUGAUACCGGAUUGAUUGAAUGCUUUAUGCUCAAAUGGAGAAGAAUGAUUUUAACGAGCAUAUAACAUAUCAAUUUUAUUAAUAAAUACGAAAUAUCUCCAUUAAUUAUCAGAAUUCUGAAGAUAUGGAAAUGAUACGAGUAUUUAAAUACCUAACGUCAAUCCGUUGUACUUUAUGUAUGAACCCAUUAAUCAUGUUAUAAAGUGAUUUUUAGUAUUGUUUACUAUUGUAUAUAUCGUACGUGUACGUCAAACAUCCCAUUACCAAAAGUGCAUUAUAAUAAAUUAUAUGAUCGUCUAUGUUAAGAAUAUUUGAUGCAUAAGAUAUCUUCAUUUGAUAUACUGGAAAGUUAGAAGGAUAAGUUGAAAUUGCUGUUUUCUUUUUUUGCUUUUUAUUCCGUGCUCCAUAUCAGCUAAAACAUACAUAUCCCAAGUCCAUGCUGGGCUACUUUUUGUAUUGGAUUAAACUAUUCAUCAUUAAAAGCAAAGUGAGUUCCGUUUUA